Linum trigynum is the source of this 859-nucleotide messenger RNA. NCBI's taxonomy places the organism in Eukaryota, Viridiplantae, Streptophyta, Magnoliopsida, Malpighiales, Linaceae. The record is from the annotation of a GenBank genome assembly.
UUCAUGGGUUCGAUCCCCUUUCUUCUCUGGCGUGGCGGAUUUUGCUCCGGCUUCCAUUGGUCGCCGUCGGCGGACACGAAUGGAUAUGGGAGAGGGGAACAGAGGAUUGAAAAAUAUACAAAAUCACCAGCAUGAAGUUCCCCGCCAUAAAGCUCAUUCCCCUCCUCGUCUUUCUCCUCUCCAGCUUCUCCAUCUUUAGGCUCCUCAGGAUCGCAAUUACCACCACCACUUCUUCUUCUACUACUGUUGCCCCUCCAUUGCUCCCUCUGCCUCCACCAAACCCAACGACCGGACCGGUCGCCACACGCCUCUCCAACAAGAAACUCAAGCUCCUAACCAGCCUCAUCAAGAGCAGAGCUACCUGCAACCUGCUGAUUUUCGGCCUCGGAAAACAGCACCUGAAGCUGUCAUCCCUCAAUGCAGGGGGCAACACUCUGUUUCUAGAGGAUGACUCCGACAAGAUCAGCGAGAUUCAAUCCACCAAAUCCAAUGCCACCUGGAUCCACAAAAUUGACUACCCGCUACCAGCAAAGAAGGCUUACGAGCUGCUAAAGCAUGCCAGGGAGAGUGCAAACUGCAGAUCGGAUAAAGUGUGAACGAGGUUACCAUGAUCACCCACUGCUGCAGGUCUUCCGAGAUGUUGUAGAAUGAAGAACAGAUGAAGAUGAGCAGAGCUUCCUUUCACUCUGCUCAGUACACAGAUGGUGACCUUGAAGCGGCGUUGUUUUCCUUAAGUGGUAGACACUCCACAAAGCAGAACGACGCAGUAUUGGCAGAUUGUAAUUAGUUAGCGUUUAAACUCAGCUUUAGCCACUUGGCACUUUUCUAUUGGUUAGUUUAAUUAAACAUUGCUCUUUAC